This is a messenger RNA of Micropterus salmoides (largemouth bass), 2131 nucleotides long. RefSeq lists its product as uncharacterized. The record is from RefSeq and is a predicted model, not a curated record. Bases 98 to 1072 code for a protein of 324 amino acids. Gene Ontology annotation, molecular function: transmembrane signaling receptor activity. The transcript is spliced from 5 exons. Gene Ontology annotation, biological process: cell surface receptor signaling pathway. Lineage: Eukaryota; Metazoa; Chordata; Actinopteri; Centrarchiformes; Centrarchidae.
ACAAAUGUACUUGUAAGUCACUUUGGACUAAAGGUUCUGCUAAAUGCCCUAAAUUUAAAUGUUUUGUUGUCUAAACCUUACCAAGUCUUAAGGAGGUAUGACAUCAUCAACUACGGCAAGUGCCCAAGAACCAAGCUCAGAAAAACUCACAUUUUUUGUGUUCACUUCAAGCAAUUUGUUCUGUUUUGUGGAAAGUGCAGAUCUCUUGUUGGCAUGUAAAACCUCAAACCAACCUGAGUGUGAUUUCUCUUUAGUUCUGACCUCACUGCUGAGCUGCACAACAAACCAAGCCUCUCUGACUGUGAGUCCCAGCAGCUCUCAGAUGUUUAGAGGACAGUCUUUCUCUUUGAGCUGUGAGGAGGACGACAGCUCUGCUGGAUGGACGCUGAGGAGGAACACAACCAGAGAAAACAGGACUCAGUGUGGAGCUGGCUGGGGAAAAUCAGCUGGUUCUUCCUGUUACGUCAACUACAUCACUAUAUGGGACAGUGGAGUUUACUGGUGUGAGUGCAGAGAGGGAGCAACCAGUAACACCAUCAACAUCACUGUCACUGGUGGACCAGUGAUCCUGCAGAGUCCUGUCCUCCCUGUGAUGGAGGGACAUGAUGUCACUCUGCAUUGUAAAACAAAGACCCCUCCCUCCAACCUCCCAGCUGGUUUCUAUAAAGAUGGCUCCCUCAUCAGGACUGAGCCUACAGGUCACAUGACCAUCCACCAUGUUAACAAGUCUGAUGAAGGCCUCUACAAGUGUAACAUCAGCAGUCGUGGAGAGUCUCCAUCCAGCUGGAUCUCUGUCACAGGUGGACCUACAACCUCAGCCCCGCCUGCAUCUGCAGCCCCUCCACCUGCUUCAGACCCCCUCCAGCUUGUGUUCAGACUGAUCUACCACCUUGUGUUGUUCUGUCCAUACUGCAUCUCCACUGUCAUCAUGGUGUCCUUAUAUCGACACAGGCAAACAGGAAAUGACCUGCCCAUCUCCAUGGUGAUGACCUCACCUACCCAGGCUGAGGAUGGAUUGGAUGAUGACAGUAAUGAUGUCAUCCCUGCUGUCACCACAGAGCAUCACUUCUGAGUUGAUCCAGUGUGUUCAGUGUGUUCUGGUUCUUAAUGAAGCUAAAAUGUUUGAGUCAUCAGCAAAUAAACCUCAGAUUUCCUUUAUAGAUCACAAACAACAGAGGACCCAGAACACUUCCCUGUGGAACUCCUCAUGUUCUAGUUUGACUUGUAGAUGAUGUUGAACUCAGGAUCUCAGAUUCAGCAGCAGCGACAGUCUCACUUUGAACUCUUCUAAUGUUAUACUGCAAGCAGCUGUGUGAGAGAGGAUAUCAGGAUUAACUCUGUCAGGUUUAGUGAAGCCUGAUCACUCAGAGAAAGACUCAGGUGAACUAGAUUCAUAAUACAGGCCGCUGGACAAAUGCAUUGUUCAAAAGCAUGUUUUUGGUCCACAUGAAAGAUGAUAGUUCAGGUUGUGGCUUGAGUUCUGUUAUUGGUUUCAGAUGUGUUAGAUCAGGGCGACAUCUUUACUUUUUUAUUUACUACAUUGAAGUUCUUAAUAAACCUCUUACAAUCGACCAAAUCUCAGUCUCUCUGUCAUGUUAAGUCAUGGCAAAGCUACAGCUAUACAGAUGACGUGUGUACACUUUCAGAAAAGGUGAGGAUGACCUUAACAGGAUCUUUGGUGCUGGUAGAUACUUCUAUGUCAUGGUUGAUCUGAACUUUAUUAACAGUACUGACGGACAAAAAGGCCCACUCCUCAUGUUGGGAUACUUCUGUGACAGCAGCCCCAGAAUUCAGCCUUCAUGAUAGUGAUUAAAGCUGGGCAAUACUGUGAGGUUUUAGUUUGGAUCAGGAUCUCCAUCUUCUAAGCCAGGGUUUGGCAAAGAAGUCUGGCAUCGGGCCAAAUUUUCCAAGCAGUCAUAUGGCGGGCCAGAACACACUAUAUGAAAUCAUGUGCUUGUUUAGCUCAGUCGGUACUGUGCGUGACUAGUGAGUUGAGAGAUCAAUUCCAUCUUAUUUCGGAUUUUUUUUUUCUCCUUGUUAAACAAAUUGGACACUUUUGCACAGGCUCACAUAAAGCAUGUGCUGCAGUGUGUGCGCAUUCUGGCGUUUGAUCCACAUUCAUAAACCUGUG